Molecule: messenger RNA, 5212 nt
Organism: Danio aesculapii
Lineage: Eukaryota; Metazoa; Chordata; Actinopteri; Cypriniformes; Danionidae
Product: protein NLRC3-like
Exons: 9
Coding region: 95-3244 (1049 amino acids)
Molecular function (GO): protein binding
Source: RefSeq, a predicted model, not a curated record
UGAUCUCAGUAUAUUGUCAUCUCCAGGUGAUGGUCAGCGGCUGAUUGUUUCCUCAAAGCUCUGCGAAUGUUUGCAUUGGUGUUUUAGUUGCAGUAUGGCAGAGGAGCGAGUAAAGGAUUUUCUGUCAGAGAAACACAGUGUGAGAUCAGGAUCAUGUGCGUCCAGCUCUGUGUUUCUGAAAAGUGACCUGUCUAAACAGUAUCCAAUAAACUUCAGUGAGAAAACAUCAUCAUCUGGCAAAAGUGUUGAAUAUGAGUUACCAGAUUCAGGAGACGAGACUCACAGGAGACACAAUAGUUUCACAGAAGAUCUCCUCUGGAUCUUCCAGAGUCUUGAGAGCAAAAUGAUCAAAUUUCUGAAGAAUGAACUGGAAAAGUUAAAGAAAAUCUUACAAGAAGAAAACAGACAAGACUUAGUAAAGGACUUUAAUAAGAACAGAUGCACAAUCACUGAAGCAGCUCUUGAUCUCACACUCUUCUUCUUGAGAGAGAUGAAGCAAGAUGAAGCUGCUGAUACUCUCGAGGGUGAGUUGUUCUUAAUCAAUCAGCUUAAAUGUAGCCUGAAGAAGAAAUAUCAAAGUACGUUUGAAGGAAUUGCUCAGCAAAGAGACUCCACACUUCUGAAUAACAUCUACACAGAUCUCUAUAUCACUCAGGGUACGAGAGAACAGUUCAACACUGAACAUGAGAUAAGACAGAUUGAAACUUCUUCUAGACGUCACCAAUCACCAGAGAUACAGGUCGAAUGCAAACAUUUGUUUGAAGCACCUGAACAAGACAAGCCGAUCAGAACUGUCCUGACAAAAGGAGUUGCUGGCAUCGGGAAAUCAGUCUCUGUUCAAAAGUUUGUUCUGGAUUGGGCCGAAGGAAAAGAAAAUCAAGACAUCAGCUUCAUAUUUCCUCUUCCAUUCAGAGAGAUGAACUUGCAGAACAAGAAAAAACUAAGUUUGAGAGACCUCAUAACUCAGUUUUUCCCAGAGACUGAAGCACUGAACCUUACAAGAAGCACACGAUUUAAAGUCCUGUUCAUCCUUGAUGGAUUGGAUGAAUGCCGUCUUCCUCUGAAGUUUGCUGGUAAUGAGACAUGUGGUGAUGUAUCAUCAGAAGUCUCUCUGGAUGUUCUCCUGACGAACCUCAUCAAGGGAAAUCUGCUUCCUUCUGCUCCCAUCUGGAUCACCAGCAGACCAGCAGCUGCCAGUAAGAUUCCUGCUGACUGUAUCGACCGGCUGACAGAGAUACGAGGAUUCAAUGAUGCCCAAAAGGAGGAGUACUUCAGAAAGAGACUCGCAGAUCAGAAUCAGGCCAGAGAAAUCAUUGAUCACAUUAAACAGUCAAAGAGUCUCUUUAUUAUGUGCCACAUCCCAGUCUUCUGCUGGAUUUCAGCCACUGUUCUCCAGAACAUUUUGAAGGAGAACAGAAAUAUUGAACUGAAACACAGGGCUUAUGCUGAUACACUGCAGGAAUCUCCCAAGACUCUGACACAGAUGUACACACACUUUCUCCGCUUUCAGAUCCAGCAGAGCAGAGAAAAGUAUGAUGGAGAAAACACAGCAGAUGUUUCCUGGGAUCAAAAUCUCAUCCUUUCACUAGGAAAACUGGCCUUCCAGCAGCUGGAAAGAAACAAUGUGAUCUUCUAUGAGAGCGAUCUGAAAGACUGUGGCAUUGACGUCUAUAAGGCAUCGGUGUACUCAGGCAUGUGUACCCAGAUCUUUAAGAAGGAGACGGGAAUCAUUUUUGGUACUAUGUACUGCUUUCUUCACUUAAGCCUUCAAGAGUUCAUUGCAGCCCUUUAUCAACAUCUGUUUCUAGACAUCAACAAGAAUCAUGUAUCUUUUUUUAAACAGAAAAGCAAAAAUAAAGGCAUGAUUAAUUUCCUGAAGACUGCAGUGGACAAGGCUCUGGAAAGUGACAAUGGACAUCUGGACCUUUACCUUCGCUUCCUUCUCGGUCUGUCACUCCAGUCCAAUCGACAACUCUUACGAGGUCUGUUGAUGCAGCAGGAUGACAGAGAGCAGAGCAAAGAGGAAAUAAUUUCAUACAUCAAGCAGAAACUUGAAGCGAAUCCGUCUCCAGAGAGAACCAUCAAUCUGUUCUACUGUCUGAAUGAACUGAAUGAUCAAACUCUGCUGAAAGAGAUUCAGUCUCACCUCAGUAGUGGAAGUCUGUCAUCUGCUGACCUUUCACCUGCCCAGUGGUCUGCUCUGGUCUUUGUGUUGUUGACCUCAGAGGAGGAGCUGGAGGAGUUUGAGCUUCAGAAAUUCAAGAAAUCGGACGAAUGUCUCAUCAGACUAUCAGCAGUCAUAAAAACCUCCAAAAGAGCUCUGCUACAGUGCUGUAAUCUGACUGCUCGCUCUUGUGAGAGUUUGUCUUCAACUCUACAAUCCUCAAACUGUGUCCUGAGAGAGCUGGACCUGAGUAACAAUGACCUGCAGGAUUCAGGAGUAAAGCUUCUUUCUGAUGGACUGAAGAGUCCAGACUGUAAACUGGAGACACUGAGAUUGUCUGGCUGUAUGGUGACAGAGGAAGGCUGUGGUUUUCUGUCUUCAGCUCUGACUUCAAACCCCUCACACCUGAGAGAGCUGGAUCUGAGCUACAAUCAUCCAGGAGAUUCAGGAUUCAAGCUGCUCUCUGAACAACUGGAGGAUCCAAACUACACACUGGACAAACUCAAUCUGGAUCAUGGAGGAGAGAACAGGAUUACAGCAGGACUGCACAAAUAUGCCUGUUUUUUCACACUGGAUCCAAACACAGCAAACACUGAACUCAUUCUGUCUGAGGAGAACAGAGAGGUGACAAAUUUGUUAGAGAAACAGUCGUAUCCUGAUCAUCCAGACAGAUUUGAUUUUUGGCCUCAGGUGUUGUGCAGAGAGAAUGUGUGUGGACGCUGUUACUGGGAGAUUGACUGCAAUGGGGUUAAAGGUGUGUUUAUAUCAGUGUCAUAUAAGAGCAUCAGCAGGAAGGGACGAAGUGAUGAGUGUGUGUUUGGAUACAAUGAUCAGUCCUGGGGUUUGUUCUGCUCUUCAUCCUGUUUUUCAUUCAGACACAAUAACAGACAGACUCGUCUCCCAGUAAAGCCGCUCAGCAGUAGAAUAGGAGUUUUUGUGGAUCACAGUGCAGGAACUCUGAUCUUCUACAACAUCUAUAGAGACACAAUGAGCCGCAUCCACUCAGUCCAGACCACAUUCACUGAGCCGCUCUAUCCUGGGUUUAGUGCUAGUUCUGGAUCAUCAGUGAAACUGUGCUGAAAACUGAGAGACUGGGGAGAGAUUUACCCAUAAUCCUCUGCUCUGCAGGAUCAGCCAGUAGCUGUGAUGUGCACUUGCCUACCUAAAACAUUUAAAUUCCUCUUUAGUCUUCAAACUUUACUCAUGUAGGACAUCUAAUGAUUACAGCAGAGUAAAUUAAUGUCUGAAUUUUUCCAUUAUUACUUCACAAAUGUUAAAUACUGUAGGACAUUUACUACAUGCAUUUAAAAAGCUUAAUAAAGCAGCAGCUUUUAUUAGUUUAUUAUUUAAAAUAAGUGAAAGAUAAGUGAAGAUAAAUGGGCUCUCUUUUCAGCUUGGUGUAGAGAACACCAGUUAAACCCAGUCAGCUGUCAGGUAGCCUCAGUGCUGGAAUUUCUCCAAGAUCGCCUGUCUGCUGGGUUAGCUGCAUCCACUCUGAGAGUGUAUGUUUCAGCUAUAGCGGCCUACCGUUCCCCCCUAGAUGAUGAGUCACUAGGGCAGGAUCCGCUAAUUCGUCGCUUCCUAUGUGGAGCCAUAAGGCUAAGGCCUAUCAGCACACACAGAGUACCGACAUGGGAUUUAACAUUGGUGCUCGAGGGCAUCUCUGUUCCCCCAUUUGAGCCACUGCAGGAGGCUUCAGAUAAGUUUCUGAAAAAAAGCAGCUUUUUUAUUAGCUAUUUCUUCUCUAAAAAGGGUUGGUGACCUCCAGGCUCUGUCAGUUGCACCUUCAUUUCUGGAGUUUGCUCCGGGCAUGUCUAAAGCCUUUCUUUAUCCCAGACCUGGGUAUGUGCCGAAGGUGCCCACUCAUGUGGCGAGACCUGCUGUGCUGCAGGCCUUUAAUCCGCCCCCAUUUCAGUCGUCGGACCAAGAGAAAUUGAAUUUACUCUGCCCAGUUAGGGCUCUGGAUACAUAUGUUAACCGGGUUAUCAACUGGAGAAAGAGUGAGCAGUUACUGGUCUGCUUCGGACCCUCAAAGAGGGGGAGACCGGCGAACAAGCAAACAAUAAGUAAUUGGAUAGUUGAGACUAUCUCAGUUACCUAUCAGGCUGCUGGACGUCCCGCACCUAAAUUUAAGGCCCACUUCACAAGGGCUGUAGGGGCCUCCAAAGCUUCUAUUUCGGGCUCUGCCCUUUCUGACAUUUGUUUGGCGGCAGGAUGGUCGACGCCACAUACAUUUGUGCGUCAUUAUCAACUCGAUGUAGACCCCUCACCAGGGUCCUCUGUUCUCACUGCGUAGUGUACGUUCACAGUCAGCAGUGAAUCUGGCCUAGUGGGUAUUGCGUUCCCCUAGCGUUCUGGUUAGACGCAGUGUUGAAGUUCCCUAAAAGGGAAAUGUCUCAGGUUACGUAUGUAACCAUAGUUCACCGAGAGGGAACGAGACACUGCGUCUUCCGCCAUACUCUCUUCUACCUGUUACUUCGUUCAAGCAAAUUUGAAGUUAACACUGAAUGCAGGCUUUUAUACUCUCUGGUCUGACGACACCGCUUAAUUACAUUAGAUUGAUUUCACAUGUGCUUCAAGACGCGGUGUUCCCCUAGCGUUCUGGUUAGACGCAGUGUCUCGUUCCCUCUCGGGGAACUAUGGUUACAUACGUAACAUGAUAACAUGAGACGGUUUCAGUGUUAUUUAAAAUAUGAAAUUUUAGUAAAUAUAAAAUCAUCCAAACGUGUGUCUUUCCAUACUAUCUAAGAGGGGACCUUUUUGGUUUUGGGGUCAAAACUUUGCUUUACUGCUUUGCAAAUCUUUAUUUUGCUCAAUUAUAUGAUGUGAUAUGAAUGUCAUUUUAACAUUGGCACAUUUAGUGAAGCAACUUUUUAAAUCAGUAAUCAAUUUUGAGUUUUGACCUUUACAUGUGUGCUAGUGUCAGGUUCGAAUCUACUACACCAGAUAUUUAUAUGAGAAUCAACAGAAAACUGUGGAAAGCAGAAAACAUAGUGUGUAUUUAGUUCAAACUGCUCAUUUGACAUUAACAGGUUAACCUGUGUGGAA